CCUGGUUUCUUUCAUAUCUUCACCCAACACAGGCCUCCUGCGUCGAUGUUUCCCGUGAGCACAAACAAACGAAGAGCGGAGAGUGUCAUCCAGGAUACAAGGGGAAACAAUGUGAAAAACCUAUAAAAGGUUUGUAUGCCAAUCAGGCUGGUCAUUCCUGUAAGGACAUCCGGGACUCAGGAGACUCCAAAGGAGACGGCGAGUACUGGAUCGACCCUGAGAAGAGUGGAAACCCUUUCAAGGUUUACUGUGACAUGACAACUGACGGAGGAGGUUGGCUUCUUGUCUCCAACGUUGUGAUUAUUAGUUCUUCGUCCCCACAAAUGUCAGUAAAGACGUCAUACCGUGAAAUCAGCAGUUACCAUAACAACCAGACUUUUCUGACCAAGAGUGCCAUGAAUGAGCUCAAAACACACAUGCCUUUCACUCAACUGAGAUUCCACUGCAGUAAACAACAGGGACGUACGUUCCACGUGACCACGGUCGCUAACAGCAUUGGUGAAGCUGUAGUCCAGUACUUCAGCGGUCAGACGGAUGUCCAGCCUGAUGCCUGUGGCUCGUUUGUUAGAAUGGAGACCGACAACUCGGGAUUGGCAGGCGUUUGCGAUGAUUGGGGAUAUAAUGGUGCGAGCCAUUACGUCGGCAAAUGGGGGCAUGCUGAAGAUCAAGAUAGAUUGUACUAUGCCAGUGCUUUUGUAGCGUCUUUAUAUCACUGGCUGCUGGAUCCAGAUGGCUCAAGAUGGGAAUGUGAUGACUAUCUCGUUGGAGUGUCUCCUGGUGAUUUCUGGAAAGUCUUUGUUCGUUAAGAUCCUGGUCCACCGAUUGCUUAUAGCUGGACAAACGUAUUUAUCUAAUCUUCGAUACAUGCAAAAAUAACA
Orbicella faveolata is the source of this 878-nucleotide messenger RNA. RefSeq lists its product as uncharacterized. Gene Ontology annotation, molecular function: extracellular matrix structural constituent; oligosaccharide binding. NCBI's taxonomy places the organism in Eukaryota, Metazoa, Cnidaria, Anthozoa, Scleractinia, Merulinidae. The record is from RefSeq and is a predicted model, not a curated record.